Molecule: messenger RNA, 4062 nt
Organism: Rhineura floridana
Lineage: Eukaryota; Metazoa; Chordata; Lepidosauria; Squamata; Rhineuridae
Exons: 10
Coding region: 1-2604 (867 amino acids)
Biological process (GO): regulation of translational fidelity
Cellular component (GO): cytoplasm; membrane
Molecular function (GO): nucleotidyltransferase activity; tRNA binding; double-stranded RNA binding
Source: RefSeq, a predicted model, not a curated record
AUGGCAAGCAGAGAAGGUUUUGCUGCUGUGUUCUACACUGAACCUUCUGUACUGGGGCUCCUGGCCAAUGUCGUGAGCGCCUUCCUUGUCUGCCUGCAGAACUUCUCCUCUGCUCACAGCAACAUCCCGCCAAUGGGGGUUGAAAACAUUCUAGCUGGAGUCCACCUCAUCCUGAUUGGAGGCCUGUCUCAGCUCCUGGCUGGGCUGCUCACCUUCCGGAAGUACGACCACUUGGGGGGCACAGCUUUCCUGGCUUUUGCAGGCCUGUGGAGCAGCUAUGGGGCCACACGCAUCAUUUCCGGGGCAUAUCCCUCCCCAGGGAAUGCAACCUUCUUCCCUAGCAAUGCCUCUUUCCUUCAGCCUCCUCAUCCUUCCAUCAGUGAUGGUGCCGUGGCAGGCUUGGUGGCCUAUAUUAUCAUCUCGCUCCUCCUGUCCUUCUGUUCGGCCACCGUGAACUACAUCAUGCCAUUUGUUUUCGGAGCCAUUACGCUGGCCUUGGUGUUUGAAGCAGUGGGGCUCUUUGCCCGGUGGGCUCUGGUGGUGUCCGGAGUCAUGGAGCUGGGCAUUGUGGCUUGCGGGAUCUAUGGUGCAACUGCUCUCCUCCUCAAGGGCAUCGGCCAAAGGCAUGUCCUCCCAGGCUUUGGCAACCCUCUCUUCAAUGUCCUCCUGCUGGGCUCAUCCAGCCGCACUUCUGCUAAGAACGUUGGGGAGGUGAAGAAGAACACCAAGUAUGCUGAGCCCAUGGCCCUCACCAACCUGUGUGACUCCAUCUCUGCCUUCAUCUUCUCCUUCUACUCUUUUGGCUACAUGAGGAACUUCUAUGUAGGAGCUGUGUGGGUGAGCAUCAACUCCAUUGGCCAUCUUUUGGGCAGCUACUAUGGCUACCAACGGGACGAUGCCUAUCACACCACCAAGUCAGGUGUUCACAGUCUUUUCUGGCUGGUGAUGUCCUGGGAAGAGUUUACUCUGACAGUUUUCAUCCAGUCUGAGAAUGUCCAGCCCAGCUGGGCAGGGCUUGUUGGCAACUGGUUCUUCCUGUCCACCGCUUGGGUCCUUCUCCUUGUGUCACUCAACAGGGAUGCCCUGGAGGUGGCCCACAGUUCUCUCUUUGUCCUUCUUACCGUCUCCACCAUCCAGCAGAUUCCAAUCAUCUUUUUCGGGGUCGUCUGCAGUUUCUAUACCGCUGCUUCUCUCUACGCCACGUUUGCCAGCCUCAUUAACUCAGUUGCUGAAAAAGCGCUGGUUCCUGUCGGAGUUCAAGUGAUGUCCACCUCAAAGCUGCAGAAAGUGCUGGCAAGCAUCAAAAGCAGCCUGUUGAAGUCAAAAGACUCCCCAGCAGAGCCAACGCUCUCGGAGAUCCCCAGUGCCUUGUUCUAUAUCUCCAAUGGACUGGCCGCCUUUUCAGCUCUGCAGGGGACUCUGAAUGACCCCAUCAGGCAGCACCUCUGCAUUCCCACUGUGUUGAUCCCAGGAGCUGUCUUCCAGUUGUACGUGUGUAGGCUACAAGUACAAAAAGGAAGGCAAUUUGGAUCGGUCCUCUCCUUCUGCUACGCAGCUGUCUGGGCCACCUGGACCUGGUUCCGGUUUGCAGGAAAUUUACUGGACAUCAACCCAAGGAGUAACGGAGGCUUCACAGCAGGGGCUGUGGCCUUUCUGGUCGUCAACCUCUUUCUGAUUAUUUUAGCCUCCUACUUCAACGUGGUGCUUCUCUGCUUGGCUGCCGUGAUGGAGGUGCUGAUCCUGUGCUUCCUCCUCUCCACAGUGGAAAGCCUCCCACUGCCUCUUGAGAUUGCGAUGCUGACCAUCUUCAGCCUCAUUUGCAUCUACGGGGCAACAGCAUCCCUUGCAAACUGCAUCUUUGGCAAAGAGCUCAUCCUGAUGGGACCCCCUCUCCUCAGAACCAAGAGAGCUGUCAAGGAGUCCAACCCCCCUCCACUUUGCCUCUGCCCCAGUUCCCAACAGACCAGUGGUCUGAGGGCCAUUGCAGACAAGCUAGAUGCUGGUGGGGUGUGUGGAGUUCCCACGGACACCGUUUAUGCUCUUGCUGCCUCCUGCAGACACCCAGAAGCCAUUGAGAAGAUCUACAGGAUCAAGGACAGGCCUCAAGAGAAGCCCAUCUGCAUAUUAAUCUCAAACCUGGACCAGCUGCGGUCUGCCACUCCACCUUUCAGCCCUUUGCUCUGGGAGUUUAUGGAGAACGUUUACCCUGGAGGCAUCGGCUGCAUCGUCCAGAAAGGAGAGUGGCUGAAGAAGUUAGGAGUUGGAGCCGUAUAUGACCGAGUGGGGACGAGAGACAGCAUCAUGAUCAGAGUCCCUGACCAGACAGUCACUGUCCAUCUCAUUGACAUGACGGGUCCCUUGGCCAUCACGUCUGCUAACCCUAGUGGAGAAACAGACAGCACCCACCACAACAUAGUCAUUGAGCGCCUUGGCCACAAGCUGGAGGGAGUGCUCUGCGAUGGGGAGUCGAAUGAGGUGGUGGCAUCCACAGUGGUCAACUGCACGAGGAUAGAUGAAGGUGGCAUCACCAUACUGAGAGAAGGAUGUGUCCCAGCAGCCAAGGUCGUGCAGAUAUUUGAGAAGGUGAAGAACCAAUCCGUAUGAAAGGAUCCCAGAAGAACAAGUCCCAGUCCAAGAAGAACAGCCUGCUCUCCUUCAUGAGAGGAACCCUAAGUCUCCUUUCACAGACCACUCUCCCAGCAGGCCUCUUCUGGAUCUUGGGUUGCAGCAAGUCUUGCUGAGCUUUUGUUUCCUGACUUGGUUUCCACUGGGGUCCCUGGUUGCCUUUUUUUCUCUGAAAUAUCCUGCGACAGCUAAGCAGACAUGCUCAAUGGUGCUGUGUCAAGCCGUUGCUAAGAUAAGCACCAUCACCUUGGUCAUGGCCAAGCAGGGAAACUCCCAGGAGAAGCCCAUCACCACAGGGGUCUCCCACCACCAUUUCCCUGAGAGAGGAGAAAAUGACAGCAGAUGCAACACCUUGUUAGGGGAAGGGCGCUCCUGCUUUGCAUGCAGAACAUUCCUGGUUCAGUCCCUAGCAUCUCUCCAGGCAGGGAUGGGAACAGAGCCUUGUCUCGACUCCAGGGAGCUGCUGCCAGUCAGUGUCGGCAAUAUUGAGCUAGAUGGAACAAAUGGUCUGACUUGGGAUAAGGCAGCUUCCUAUGUCAGGAGAUGCUAACAUAAGAACAUAAGGACAGCUGGAUCAGGCCAAAAGGGGCCCAUUGAAUCUAGCAUGCUGUUAUUACAGUGGCCAACCGGGUGUUCCGAAGGGAAGCCUGCAAGUAGAGCACGAACACAAUGACACUCUCCGCACCUGUGCUUCCCAGCAAGCCAUACUCAGACGCAAAGCACCUCUGACCCUGGAGAUAGCACAGGGCCAUUGUGACUAGUAGUCACUGAACCACCCAUCCCUCCAUGGAUUUCUCUGAUCCUCUUUGGAAGGGAAAGGCCACAGCUCAGUGCUAGCAUACCUGCUUUGCACACAGAAGGUCCCAGGUUCAACCCCCAGCAUCUGCAGGUAGGAGUGCCCCUGCCUGGAACCCUGGCAAGUGGCUGCCAGUCAAUGUGGACAAUACUCAGCUAGAUGGACUAAUGGUCUGACUCAGCUUGUGAUGCACUCCUAAAGCCAUCUAAGUUGGUGGCCAGCCCCACACCUAGUGCCCUACGAGACAAACCAGGAGCUUAGAAGUAGCCAAAAGUAUUACUGCUGUGCCUCCCUCUCACUGGCACAUCUUACUAACUAGCUCAGCCUCUGCCAGGGAGAUGUUUCCCUGACCCUGAUAGCCUUUUGGCCUUCUGCGUCUGCUUGCUUUGAGUCUGUACCUUCUUUGGUCCUUUGAUCACAUUUGGAAUCAUCCGUCUUCCUGCUAUGUUGUUUGUGGCUGUGGGUUGUCUGCAAUCAGCAGGAAAUGGAGACACACUGUGUCUGCAGGAUCAGGCCUCAGAGCUGUAAUGCCAGUGGGGGCUGGGGGCUCCAUGUCAGCAGAGCAGCGGAAUCCACUCCGUUUCCCCCCCCAAACUUUCAAAGAGCUGACAUGGAGCCACAAGCCACCACUGUGUAGUGCU